Cucumis sativus (cucumber) is the source of this 711-nucleotide messenger RNA. RefSeq names its product probable transporter MCH1. The transcript has a single exon. The record is from RefSeq and is a predicted model, not a curated record. Gene Ontology annotation, cellular component: membrane. NCBI's taxonomy places the organism in Eukaryota, Viridiplantae, Streptophyta, Magnoliopsida, Cucurbitales, Cucurbitaceae. Bases 1 to 711 code for a protein of 236 amino acids.
AUGACUCUUAUCCUUUUAGCUACUUUUUCCGGAAGUGGUUCUCCUCUUGCAGCCAUUGAUAACUUAGGCCAAGUCGCCGAAUCACUUGCCUACCCGUCAGACGCUAUAAGCAUCAUCAUUUCUUGGGUUUCCGUAUUCAAUUUCUUCGGUCGAAUCUUCUCUGGUUUCAUCUCCGAAAACAUCAUGAUGAAAUGGAAAUUACCUCGUCCUCUAACGUUUUUUGUCGCCUUCUUCAUCAUUGGCGUUGGCCAGCUUAUUGUUGCGUAUCCAUCAACAGGUUCAGUGUUCAUUGCUUCCAUGGUAAUCGGGUUUGGAUUUGGAAUGCAUGCCAUGCUAUUCGCCAUAAUCUCAGACCUAUUUGGGCUAAAACAUUACUCAACAUUGUUCAAUUGUGGGCAACUGGUAGUCCCAAUUGGGUCUUAUAUACUAAACGUGCAUGUAGUAGGGAGAAUAUAUGAUAAAGAAGCAUUAGUUAACGGUAUAAAGUUGACGGGGAGAGGAUUAAUUUGCACCGGAGCUCAUUGUUUUAAUUUAUCUUUCACAAUUUUGGCUGGAGCAACAUUGUGUGGUGGUAUAAUUAUGCUUGUAUUGGCUUAUAGGACAAGAGAAUUCUACCAAGGAGAUGUAUAUAAGAAAUAUAGAGAUGAUAUGUGGACUCCUCCAACUGAAAUGGAGUUCUCUCACUUAGAUAAGAAGAAAGUUCAUGGUUAA